Messenger RNA from Panthera uncia (snow leopard), 3958 nucleotides. RefSeq names its product KAT8 regulatory NSL complex subunit 1 (gene KANSL1). The record is from RefSeq and is a predicted model, not a curated record. NCBI's taxonomy places the organism in Eukaryota, Metazoa, Chordata, Mammalia, Carnivora, Felidae. Gene Ontology annotation, cellular component: NSL complex. The transcript is spliced from 15 exons. Bases 590 to 3898 code for a protein of 1102 amino acids. Gene Ontology annotation, molecular function: histone acetyltransferase binding.
AAUAAAAUUAAAUGUGGCAAGGGUCUUUUUAGAUGGUCCGUUAACAAAUCACUUUUCAAUAGUGUUUUUGAAGUACCCUGGAUAAUCAUUUUUUCAUCUGGGUUUUUGGUUUUCCGAUUAUUUAUUUGAUAAGCAAUUUUAUGUUAUCUAAAGUGUUACACAUUUAAUCCACAUUUUAUGUAAAAUACAUUUCUGCAUAUAGAUGGAGAUAUACAUACACACAUUUGCCCUUUUCUAAGCGGACUGUGUUUUGUACAUCUUUUUAGGAUGGUGAGGCAAAUAGUACUUUGAAUUUCUGUCCAGAUAGCUUAAACUGUUGGCUUCUUCUUGAUUAGUUUUUAGUCUCACUGAAAGUCCUCUCUUUCAGAUUACCUUCUUGAAGCAAAAAAUUUUCCUACCUGCUCAUACUUGGUGGCUGAGGGACUACAGAGAUUCCCUUCUUGCUCAUUUCUGAGUAUUGUCUGAACUCUUCUGACACUAUGACUGCUCUUUGGAUGCCUCUCAAGUCUGUUCUCUGGGGAGGCGGUAAGGGGCCGUGGAACUGGCCUCGGCACCGGGAGAGGCUGGACUUCCUGUCUCUCUGUGCUGAAUGGCUGCGAUGGCGCCCGCUCUCACUGACGCAGCAGCUGAAGCACACCAUAUCCGGUUCAAACUGGCUCCCCCAUCCUCCACUUUGUCCCCUGGCAGUGCCGAAAAUAACGGCAACGCCAACAUCCUUAUUGCUGCCAACGGAACCAAAAGAAAAGCCAUUGCUGCAGAGGAUCCCAGUUUAGACUUCCGAAAUAAUCCUACCAAGGAAGACUUGGGAAAGCUGCAACCAUUGGUGGCAUCUUAUCUCUGCUCCGAUGUAACAUCUGUACCCUCCAAGGAGUCGUUGAAAUUGCAAGGUGUCUUCAGCAAGCAGACAGUCCUUAAAUCUCAUCCUCUCUUAUCUCAGUCCUAUGAACUCCGAGCUGAGCUGUUGGGGAGACAGCCAGUUUUGGAGUUUUCCUUAGAAAAUCUCAGAACCAUGAAUACGAGUGGUCAGACAGCUCUGCCACAAGCACCUGUAAAUGGGUUGGCUAAGAAAUUGACUAAAAGUUCAACACAUUCUGAUCAUGACAAUUCCAGUCCCCUCAAUGGGGGAAAACGAGCUCUCACUUCAUCUUCUCUUCAGGGGGGUGAAGUGGUGGCAUCUGAAUCUGGGGACUUGAAGGGGGGUAUGACCAAUUGCACUCUUCCACAUAGAAGCCUUGAUGUAGAACACACAACUAUAUUUAGCAAUAAUAGCACUGCAAACAAAUCUUCUGUAAAUUCCAUGGAACAGCCGGCACUUCAAGGAAGCAGUAGGUUAUCACCUGGCACAGACUCCAGUUCUAACUUGGGGGGUGUCAAGUUAGAGGAUAAAAAGUCUCCCCUGUCUUCCAUUCUUUUCAGUGCUUUAGAUUCUGACACAAGGAUAACAGCUUUACUGCGGAGGCAGGCCGAUAUUGAGAGCCGUGCCCGCAGGUUACAGAAGCGCUUACAGGUUGUGCAAGCCAAGCAGGUGGAGAGGCAUAUACAGCAUCAGCUGGGUGGAUUUUUAGAGAAGACUUGGAGCAAACUGCCAAACUUGGAAUCCUUGAGGCCCCGGAGCCAGUUGAUGCUGACUCGAAAGGCUGAAGCUGCAUUGAGAAAAGCUGCCAGUGAGACCACCACUUCAGAAGGACUUAGCAAUUUCCUGAAAAGCGAUUCGAUUUCAGAAGAAUUGGAGAGAUUUACAGCUAGUGGUAUAGCUAACUUGAGGUGCAGCGAGCGAGCAUUUGAUUCAGACGUCACCGACAGUAGUUCAGGAGGAGAGUCUGAUAUUGAAGAGGAAGAACUGACCAGAGCUGAUCCUGAGCAACGCCAUGUACCCCUGAGGCGCAGGUCAGAGUGGAGAUGGGCUGCAGACCGAGCAGCUAUUGUCAGCCGCUGGAACUGGCUUCAGGCUCAUGUUUCUGACUUGGAAUAUCGAAUUCGGCAGCAAACAGAUAUUUAUAAGCAGAUACGUGCUAAUAAGGGGUUGAUAGUUCUUGGGGAGGCACCUCCCCCGGAGCAUACACCAACAGACUUAUUUCUUCCACUUAGUUCUGAGGUGAAGACGGAUCAUGGGAAUGAUAAAUUGAUCGAGUCUGUUUCUCAGCCACUGGAAAACCAUGGUGCCUCUGGUCAUUCAGAGUCAUUGUCUACUAAGUCAUGUGGAGCAUUGAGACCUGUCAAUGGCGUUAUUAACACUCUUCAGCCUAUCUUGGCAGACCACAUUCCAGGUGACAUCUCUGAUGCUGAGGAACAAUUACAAAAAAAGCAAAGACUGAAUCUAGUUUCUUCAUCAACUGAUGGCACCUGUGUGGCAGCCCGAACACGUCCUGUACUGAGCUGUAAGAAACGAAGGCUUGUUCGACCCAACAGCAUCGUUCCUCUUUCCAGGAAGGUUCACCGGAACAGCACAAUGCGCUCUGGCUGUGACGUGAACCCCUCCUGUGCGCUGUGUGGCUCAGGCAGCACCGUCACCGUGCCCCCGGAAAUUCACUACGAAGCCCCUCUGUUGGAACGCCUUUCCCAAUUGGACUCUUGUGUUCACCCAGUUCUAGCAUUUCCAGAUGAUGUUCCCACAAGCCUGCACUUCCAGAGCAUGCUGAAAUCUCAGUGGCAGAACAAGCCUUUUGACAAAAUCAAACCUCCCAAAAAGUUUUCACUUAAGCACAGAGCACCCAUGCCAGGCAGCCUGCCGGAUCCAACUCGUAAAGACAGGCACAAGUUGGUCAACUCCUUCCUAACAACAGCCAAGCUGUCCCAUCACCAAACCCGGCCUGACAGGACCCACAGGCAGCACUUAGACGAUGUGGGGGCCGUGCCUAUGGUGGAGCGAGUGACAGCGCCCAAAGCAGAGCGCUUGCUCAACCCACCGCCACCUGUGCACGACCCAAACCACAGCAAAAUGAGAUUGCGAGACCAUUCAUCUGAGAGAAGUGAAGUGUUGAAGCAUCACACGGACAUGAGCAGUUCCAACUACUUGGCGGCCACCCAACAUCCACCGCACAGUCCCCUGGUGCGACAGCUCUCCACCUCAUCGGACACCUCGGCACCCACCAGCUCUAGCCCACAGGUUACGGCCAGCACGUCUCAGCCAGUGAGGAGGAGAAGGGGAGAGAGCUCAUUCGACAUUAACAACAUUGUCAUCCCGAUGUCUGUUGCUGCAACAACUCGUGUAGAGAAACUACAAUACAAGGAAAUCCUUACCCCCAGCUGGCGGGAGGUCGAUCUUCGGUCUCUGAAGGGGAGUCCUGACGAGGAGAAUGAAGAGGUCGAGGAUCUAUCUGAUGCAGCCUUCGCCGCCCUACAUGCCAAGUGUGAGGAGAUGGAGAGGGCUCGGUGGCUGUGGACCACAAGUGUGCCACCCCAGCGGCGGGGCAGCAGGUCUUACAGGUCAUCAGAUGGCCGGACGACCCCUCAGCUGGGCAGUGCCAACCCCUCCACCCCCCAGCCCGCCUCCCCUGAUGUCAGUAGUAGCCACUCUUUGUCGGAGUUCUCCCACGGUCAGUCCCCGAGGAGCCCCAUUAGCCCGGAACUGCACUCGGCGCCCCUCACCCCUGUGGCUCGGGAUGCUCUACGACACCUGGCCAGUGAAGACACCCGCUGUUCCACACCGGAGCUGGGGCUGGAUGAACAGUCCGUCCAGCCGUGGGAACGGCGAACCUUCCCCUUGGCGUCCAGUCCCCAGGCGGAGUGUGAGGAGCAACUGGAUGCACAGGAACGGGCGGCCCGCUGUACUCGGCGCACCUCAGGCAGCAAGACUGGCCGAGAGGCAGAGGUGGCCCCCACCUCGCCCCCCGUUGUCCCCCUCAAGAGUCGGCAUUUGGCGACAGCAGUCACAGCUCCGCGUCCAACUCACAGAUGAGCGGGAUACGAGAAUCUAAACAGACUCACUAACUAUUGGCAUUAAAGCUUCAGAAAUCUC